This is a messenger RNA of Ipomoea nil (Japanese morning glory), 2175 nucleotides long. RefSeq names its product protein FAR1-RELATED SEQUENCE 5-like. Gene Ontology annotation, biological process: regulation of DNA-templated transcription. The record is from RefSeq and is a predicted model, not a curated record. Gene Ontology annotation, molecular function: zinc ion binding. Lineage: Eukaryota; Viridiplantae; Streptophyta; Magnoliopsida; Solanales; Convolvulaceae. The coding region runs from base 1 to 2175 and encodes 724 amino acids. The transcript is spliced from 3 exons.
AUGGUGGUCAAACCCAACGGUCGUGAACUUCGGUUAUACCCUGAGUGCCACACAAGUCCAAAACAUAUUGAACUAACAAAUUUGCACCCCUUGACAGGUGAAGACGGCUUAACAGGGAAACCAACUGGGUGUUUGAUGAACAUCUCCCCCGGAUCAACGAAGUACUGGACCCCACAGUGUGAAGCGGCCAAAACGCCUUUUGAGGGACAAGUGUUCACUACUUUGGAGGGAGGAAUUGAGUUCUACAAAGCUUAUGCCACUACUGCUGGGUUUGAUGUGCGGCGCGCUUCCGAAAAAACGGACUGGCAAGGGCAAAUCACGUGGAGGUAUGUGUUGUGUUCACGUUUUGGCUUCAAACUCCCUACCGGCCAAGGGGAUGGGGUAGGGGUGCUAUCAGCCGAAGACAAUGCCCCAACUAAAAGGCGCCGUGUCACGAAUAGGGUGGGGUGCAACGCUAAAAUAAUAUUCAAGAGAGCAAAGGACGGUAAUGGUUAUGAGGUAGCGGCAAUUGAGAAGCGCCACACCCACUUGUUGUGCACUGCAGUUUCUAGGCCCUUCAUGAAGGCAAACCGGAACCUAGACCUUGGGCACCAAAACUUCAUCAUCAAUUGUGCCAAGGCAAAUAUCGGGUACACCAAAUCAUUUACACUAUAUGAAGAGAUGGUUGGAGGGUUUGAGAAUGUUGGAGCUACAGUAACAGAUUUCGGGAAUUACAAAAGAGAUAUAAUGGCGUACAUAGAAGGCGCAGAUGCCCAAUUAGUGAUUGACAAGUACAUGGCAAAGAAAGAAGUGUCCACCGACUUCUAUUUUGCCCACGAUGUUGAUGAGCUUGACCAACUAUGUCGAAUAUUUUGGGCAGACCCACAAGCUCGACACAAUUUCAAACUACUCGGCGAUGUUAUGUCCUUCGACGCCACAUACAGUACAAACAGGUACAAGCUGGUGUUCGUGCCAUUCACCGGGGUGGAUCACCACAAGAAGAGUGUGACAUUUGCAGCCGGAUUAAUUGCCAAAGAAGAUGUGGACUCCUACACCUGGCUGCUCGAACACUUCAAAACGGCAAUGGGUAAAGUACCCACGUGCACAGUUACUGACCAAGAUCCAGCGAUGAGAGUGGCAAUAUCGCGUGUUUUUGAUACAACACGCCACAGAUACUGCAUGUGGCACAUCAUGACAAAGGUUUGCGAAAAGGUAGGGCCCACAUUAGCAAGGAACGAAGAUUUCUUAAGAAGCCUAAACAAUGUGGUUUGGAAUGAGACGCAAACAAUUAGUGAGUUUGAAGCAGCAUGGCAAACAGUAAUGGAAAAACAUGAACUGGUUGACCACAGAUGGUUUACCCACUUGUUUGAGAUGCGUGAAUAUUGGAUACCAGCAUUCUUUAACGACAUGUUCAUGGGUGGCUUAAUGAAAACAACCUCAAGGUCGGAGUCGGAGAACAACGUCUUCAACAGCUGCACUUCCCCACAUCUAAGUUUAACGGACUUCUUCAUAAAGUUUGAGAAAGCAAUAGACAAACAACGCCACACCCAAACAAGGCUAAACGCAGAUUGUGAGGACAAAUUCCCAGAGUUGAAGACAACUUUAUUGCUAGAGCGUCAAGCUGCUACAACAUAUACAAUCGCUAUGUUCUAUGAUGUCCAAAAAGAGAUACUUGAAGCAUGCUUCUUAUCCCAAAUCAUUAACAAAACAGUUGAAGGAAACACUGUCAGACUUGAAAUAGAGGAUACAAACAAGAUGAUGCACUCAGUGGAAUACAAUUCUGCCACCCGGACAACACACUGCACAUGCAACAUGUUCAAUAGGAUUGGGCUACAGUGUAGGCAUGUGUUGUUGGCGUUUAAGGAUGCACGUUUAGAAAGAAUACCAGGACAAUAUAUCACUCCACGAUGGACCCGCACUACAUGUUGGCCAUACGCACAGCUUUAUGCAAACCCCGAACAAGGCGGGCCUACAGAAGUUUUAAGUGGGGAUACGCGAAUAGGUACCGUAUUCGAUGAGUUCUUCAAGUGUGUUGGGAACGCGUACGGUAACACUGAUCGAAUAACAGAGCUAGCACAAAUAUUGAAAGAGUAUAGAGAAAAGACAACAGAAAGCAUGCCGCAAAUGGAAACUAGAGCAAAGAAAACUGAUGCAGUUUUUUUAGUAGGAGAUGUACAUGGCAAUGUGCACUCCUAG